AUCUUAAGCAUGGGAACAUCGAACACCACCCCCACCCAAAAGCCGCCCACCUGCUGUUCCAAAGACUGAAAAAUCAAGCCUCUAGCCUUAUUGCACACUGACGGAAGCUACUUCUGCCUAAGACACAUAGCUGGCACCAAAGAAGAGGACAAGAUCGAGUACUUGCACUCCCUCGACCACCAGGACGUGAACUUGAUCGGCCAAGUGGAGGCAGAACUAGUGAAGACGUUUAAGCAGACACGAAACCAAGGCGACCACGAGUUUAGUGAUAUUUGUGAUAGAGUUACAGAAGAGCUCGAGAAGAAUUUUAUGGAUCUAAGGAAGAUAGUACAAGAUUACAUUUCCAAACCGAGAUGUCAGAAUUAUUUUAGUAAUGAGAGCAAUUUAGGAGAGAAUCAUGAAGACUGAGUGAAGAGUGGGGAAAAUGCUAUUGAUAGAUAUUUUGAUUCAGAAACAUUGCUGAAGCUUGCAUAUGUGACACAAGAAGAAAUUGGAAGAGUUUUUAUAGCUCCAAAUGAAAAUUUCCAAAAGGAUGAUAAUGAGAUUAUGCCUUAUUCUUGACAGAAUAAAGUGAGAAAAACUCUCUGCAUACUGUAUCCUAAAAUACAGAAAAUGUGUUCUCAAGGCAAAGAUUCUGAAUACUUCAGUCUUAUCAAUCCUUUUACUAAACUUUGGGAAUAUUCUAGAACUUCUCAAGAUCUCCAACAAAAUAACAAGGAAGGUCGAGAUAUCCUAAAUUCUCCAAAAUAUGUUGGUAAAAUCCUGAAAGAUAAAAACGUUUUAUCAAAGAUUUGUGAUCAUAAAGGCUGCUCAACUAAAUCAUUCUGCUACAUUCCUGGCUUAAAUUGCUAUUUCUGAAUUAAUCAUUGUAUUUCUCCCUGAAAAGACACUUAUCCAAAACUGUAUCUUUAUAAUAAUUUUAGAAAAGCAGAUUUAGAUAUCAUUAAAGAAAUAGGUUUAAAAGUUGAAGAAUAUACCUACUUUUUCAAAAGAUAUAUGAAAACUAAAUGUGAUGAGUUGAGAGAUAAGUCUCAAGAACAUGGAUACCUGUAUUCAAGUCUAGUAGUUUUAACAAUUUUUCAUAACAUCAAUACACACAUCAAAUCUCUUGGUGAUAAGAUUUUACAUGCUUCCAAGGAAAUAAGAUUUCAGCAGAGGAUUAAUUCAGAAAUAAUUAAUGAGAUUUCUAAUGAUGAUAAUAAUAAGAACUCAUUGUGGGAUCUCUUAUCAUGGGAUGAAAUUAAUGCAAACUUGAAUGGUCUUGAUCUUCCUAAGGUUCAGGAUUUUAAACAAUAUCUUGAUCCACAAACAACGAUUAAAUUAAUAUUUAUGACUCAAGCACAUGUUGAAGACAUGUUAAAACUUGAGUUAAUUCCUUAUUUUAUGAAAAAUAUUGUUAGAGCUUGCUCUUUGGAGGUGUUUUACCUGAUUCAAUGAUACUAUGAAAAUAUAGAUUCCAGUCUUGACUCUCACUUCUUCAUUCUGUUCUGUAAAGCUAUUGGAGAUUUUGAGCUUCAGAAAGAUGUUCUUAAAUAUGUAAAAUUGUUAAAACUGAAUUCAAGCUCAUUGAAUAUUAUUAUCAUACUAAACUUAUUAUCUCAAAAUUUAUUGAAUAUCAACACUUAUCAGAGCUAAGACAUUUUCUAAAGAAACCACAGAAAAUUUAUGAUGGAACUUCUUU
Messenger RNA from Moneuplotes crassus, 1681 nucleotides. The record is from the annotation of a GenBank genome assembly. NCBI's taxonomy places the organism in Eukaryota, Ciliophora, Spirotrichea, Euplotida, Euplotidae.